Molecule: messenger RNA, 756 nt
Organism: Nicotiana attenuata
Lineage: Eukaryota; Viridiplantae; Streptophyta; Magnoliopsida; Solanales; Solanaceae
Exons: 2
Coding region: 1-756 (251 amino acids)
Source: RefSeq, a predicted model, not a curated record
AUGGCAAUAGAAGACGAAACAAAUGAGAGUGCUCCCAGACGAGCGAACGUACCAGCUGCUCCAACUGUUUUCCCUACGAUAGAUCACAAUCACCCUCUAUUUCUUCAACCGACAGAUACUCCAGGUAGCUCGCUCAUCUCUCUUCAUCUAACUGGCUCGGAUAACUAUGCUUUGUGGAGUCGAUCUAUGAGAAUAGGUCUGUUAGGUAAAAGCAAACUAGGAUUUGUGGAUGGUAGGUAUCCAAAAUCAAAGUUGGAACCUGAAUUUCAUGAGCAAUGGGAAAAGGUAAAUGUUGUAGUACUCUCUUGGAUUAUGAAUGUUGUGCGUCCAGGUUUGUUAAGUACUGUAGUGUAUGCCUCCAAUGCACACAAGGUGUGGGAAGAUCUGAAGGAAAGAUUUGACAAAGUGAAUGAAUCUAGGGUUCUGUACUUGCAUAGAGAGAUCCAUACACUAACACAGGGAACAAUGAGUAGUCAAAAGAAAUAUGCUGAGCACUUUGAAUAUCAUAGCCUGCUUCAGUUCCUUAUGGGACUGAAUGACUCGUAUUCUCAAGCUCGAAGCCAAAUAAUGAUGAUGACACGAGUGCCUAGUAUUAACAAGGCAUAUUCUCUUCUUAUGGAUGUUGAAAGUCAGAGAAACCUGGCAAACUUUACGCAAAUGGUGCAAGUAACAGAAGUUAAUGACAGCACUGCUAUGUAUGGCAAAAAAAUUCAAAUCCUGGCACUGGACAGUUUAGAGCUCAGAAGAAGACACUGA